Molecule: messenger RNA, 2643 nt
Organism: Xenopus laevis (African clawed frog)
Lineage: Eukaryota; Metazoa; Chordata; Amphibia; Anura; Pipidae
Gene: ndrg1.S
Product: N-myc downstream regulated 1 S homeolog
Source: RefSeq, marked provisional
AACGAAACUAAAUUGAAGUAUCAGUGGUGGAGAGAGAGUGCAGCAUCUGGAAACGGACACAUCUGGUUGUCACGCAGAAAAUUCAAGCACCCUGUUAUAUUACUGAUAAAGUGCAGCAUCUGGGAACCAACUCACACGCGCAGAACAGAGGCAGACGAUUACCCUGCUGAGAGCGCAGCAACAGGACACCAGCGUGCACUUCUACUUGGGGCACACAGGCAAAGUGAUAUGUCUGCAGAGAUGACAGACCUGAAUUUCGCUGAGGGGAGACCCCUGAUGGGGGAAAAGGAGGACGACAUCACAGUGUUACUGCAGGAGUAUGUCACACAGGAACAUGACAUCGAGACGGCCCACGGCAUUGUCCACGUCACUAUGUGUGGGACGCCCAAGCUGAACCGGCCUGUGAUUUUAACGUACCAUGAUAUUGGCUUAAACCAUAAAACCUGUUUCAACUCCCUGUUUAACUUCGAGGACAUGCACGAAAUCACCCAGCAUUUCUCAGUGUGCCACGUGGAUGCGCCAGGCCAACAGGAGGGGGCAGCGUCGUUCCCAGCAGGAUACAUGUACCCAUCAAUGGACCAACUGGCCGAAAUGCUUCCCGGCGUUGUACAGCAACUUGGACUGAAGUCUAUUAUUGGCUUGGGAAUCGGAUCAGGUGCCUACAUCCUUACCAGAUUCGCUCUGAACCACCCCAGCAUGGUAGAAGGCCUGGUGCUCAUUAACAUUAACCCUUGCGCAGAAGGCUGGAUGGACUGGGCAGCCACUAAGAUUUCUGGAUGGGCUCACGCUUUACCCGAAAUGGUCAUUUCCCACCUCUUCUCAAAGGAUGAAGUGCACAGUAACCCUGAGCUGGUGGAGACCUACCGACAACAUAUUCUCCAUGACAUUAACCAGAACAACCUGCAGCUCUUCGUGAAGUCCUACAAUAGCCGCAGAGAUCUGGAGAUUGAACGCCCCAUUCCAGGAUCAAACACUGUUACAUUAAAGUGUCCUUCACUUUUGGUGGUUGGAGACAGUUCCCCUGCUGUGGAUGCAGUGGUUGAAUGUAACUCCAAAUUGGACCCCACCAAGACCACUCUACUAAAAAUGUCAGACUGCGGAGGAUUUCCUCAGGUCGUACAGCCGGCAAAACUUGCUGAAGCCUUUAAAUACUUUGUCCAGGGAAUGGGAUACAUGCCUGCUGCUAGCAUGACCAGAUUGAUGAGAUCUCGCACUGGAUCCGCCGCCAGUUCUUCAUCCCAAGAUGGCAACAGGAGUAGGUCUCAUACUAACGAGGGCUCAAGGAGCCGCUCCCAAACCGGAGACGGAAACAGGAGCCGAGCGCACACCGGUGAUGGAAACCGCAGCCGUUCCCAUACAGACACCAACAAUGUCAACUCUGACCACAACACUCCAAAAUCCAUGGAAGUCUCCUGCUAAGCUAGUUUGUAUCUCAACAAUGAAGACCUGCUUGCUAAUUGGAAACAUCUUAACCUCUUCACUGUCUGGGUUACUCCACCAGCAAACGAAGGGGGAGGAUACGUUUUGAUAUAACUGUGAACUGGAAAACCUGAGGACCAAAGAGUAAAAACGAAAACCUCUUAAUGAUGUAAAUAACGCAUACUGUUCCGGGGCAAAUCAGACUUAAAUCCAGUACUAAUUGAAAAUGGUGUUAACUAAACAAUAAAUGGUGGUUGAUUGUGCAUUUAAUAACAAUUCUGUAAAGCUCUAACCAUGUUUGCUUUCGCUUCCAAAAAUGAAUGUGAUAUUCUAUCCUUUAUGACUGAAAUUCUAAGAAAUUGCCAGACCCUUAAAGGUUUUUCUAAUUCAUUUUUUUUUUGGUAUACAAGUUGGAGUAAAAUGUAAAUAUAUCAUACCAAAAGAAUAUUUAUAAAGAUAUUGCUCAUUUAAUAAAAUUCUGUUUUAAUAGUCGAUUUGUGCUAGAAAAAAUUGUUUCUAUGACAAAACUCCGAAGUACUGCCUAAUUUUAUGUCAAAUUACUUUCCAGUUUUAUUAAAUUCAUUCUGAGAGAAAAAAAUAUAUAAAAAGUUCAGAUUCAUUUCUGAAAUUGAUUUUUUAAAAAUUUUUAAAUUUUUGAAAAAAAAUAAAUAACAUUUUUGAAAGAUAUUUUUGAACUCAUUUUAUUAAACCAAAAAUAAUCGAAUUUUGUUGUUAAAAAUAUAUGAUAACAUUCUUAAUAAUGGGAAAUGGGUGUGUUUUUAUAAGAAAUUGGAAAAUCAAAAUAAUGUUACUUAUCUAACAACAAAAAAAUUACUGUGUAUUCCAAAAAAUAGGGAAAGCAGCAAAUAAAUGUUAAUAAAUCUGAUUUUUAUUAUUAUUUUAGACCAUACGCACAUAGCGGCUGCUAAUGAAAGAAAUGUAUGUAUAAUUACAGUAUAUUCUGUGUUUUAUAGGAGAGUUGCAAUCUACCAUUCUCUUAUUAAAUUACUCAGAUGAGUCUUUAAAAUAAUUUUUGUUUCUUCUUAUUUUGAAAUUGUUUGAUAGUUUCUUUCAGCAUAGCUACAGUAUUUGGGCGUUUUUUUUUUUUUCAAGUAUUUUGGGGCGGACAUAUUUUAAAUUUCUGUAGACCUGAGGGACACUGAAGGAGCUCACUGUAUAUUGGAAUGGGAUUAUUGUAUUUAUUAAAGAAUAAUAAACAUUUAA